UUGACGAUGGAUGAUCGGCGGAUCGGUGGAUCGGUGGAUCAGCGGAUAGGUGGCCAAUGGCCGAUCGAUCGGCGGUGAAUAUAGCUGUUUUGUAUGCACCGAAGGUGGCACAGUGGCACCGUGGCACUCCGCUCCGAUAUCCGCUUUAUAAAUACAACAAACACCAAGGAAGUUCGUUUCAUUUUCUUGGCAGCAAUCGAAGCGUUGACAUAACCACAUAGCAAACCAGCAGUGCCAGUGCACCACCUGUCGCACCACACGGAUUAUACACUAUCAUCACAGCACCACCCCCUGACCCACCCACCACGAAUCGAGAUGAAGCUCUGUCCCAGCUCGAGGAGCAUUUGCCUGCUGUUGGCCAUCGCCCUGACAAUCGCCAUAGGGGGAACCGAGGCGGGUCGUCUGCGCCUGCGCCACUCUAGCCGCCAUUUUGCGCCCACCACAGCCACAGCCACAGACACAACUACCAGCCCCACCAAAGCCGACAGUCCAGUAACCGCUGAGGAGACGGUGGUGCAGCCGACGGAGGAGAGCAGUGGAGCCGAAUCGGCGGGGGCCAGUGAGGACUCCGGCUUGGCCAGCGGCAAGCACAAGCGGGGCAUCUUGCAUGGCCACCAUGGGCACGCCCUGCACGCCUCUGCGCCCUGGCCUGCACGCACCUAUGCAGCCCACUAUGGCUACAGCCUCCAGCUGCCCGGCGCCAGCAGCUUCCUGGCCGCAGGCCCCGCCCAGGUGCCAAUCGGUCAUCGCCAUGGGCUCGUGAAGUUUGGAGCCGUCUCCCCCCUGCACGGGCUGCACCUCAAGCCACUCUCCCUGGCUGGAGCCGCGUCUGGCCCAGGUCUGGCAGCCGCCUUUCUGCCCGCAGCCGCCGCCGCUCCCGCCGGAUCGCUAACACCCGCUGUGGGUGGAGGAGGGCUUCCACUGGGAGUCGGCCUCGCCAGCGCCGUGGCAUCGCCCUCGUAUGUGCUGCGUCCAGGCAACGCCGUCGUCUCCUCGUACAGCGUCAACUAUCCGCACCAGCAUCUGCAGAAGCCACAAGUCUUGCUCUCGUCCGGCCCCAGGCCCGUGCAUUUCCACGGACCAGCCACAGCAGUCGGAGUAGGGGCAGCCGUCCCAGCCCAUGGCCAUGGCCAUGUCCAUGCCGUGCAGCCCACCUACGUGCAGGCCCUGGCUCCUGCAGCUCCUGCUGUGCCUGUCCAGCCCGUCCAGUCGUUCCAACCGAUUCAGCCAGUACAGCACUACCAGCCCCUGCAGCCCCUGCAGCCCGUGCAGCCCAUUCAACCAGUACAGCACUUCCAUGCCGUGCAGCCGGUGCAGCAGCCGUCGGUGACCUUUGCUGAACAGCCAAACAUUCCCUUCAUUCCCCAGUUCCCGGUGGGACCCCCAUCCCCGGGAUUUUCGGGUUUUUCGACCUUCGCCUUCCAGCCCGCCCAGCCAGCGGUGCCAGCACAGCCACCACAGCCCGCCCAGCCCGCCCAGCCGGCAUCGGCACCAGAGGGACCCGAGGUACCCCAAAUACCACAGAUCCCUGACAUUCCACAGAUCCCUGCCAUUCCGCAGAUCCCUGCCAUUCCGCAGAUCCCGCAGAUACCACAGUUCCCAGUGAAUCCUCAGUUUCCGGGUAUUCCCCAGUUUCAGGGCUUCCCCCAGUUCCCCGGCUUUCCACAGGUGCCACAAUUCCCCCAGACACCCACGGCACCCGCUGCACCCGCCUUUCCCCAAGCUCCGCCCAACAGCCAGUUCUUUCCCACGGUGGUGCAGCCACCGCUGCCCCAGCAGCCGCCCACGUUUGUUCAGACGGAGGCGCAGUUCCCGGGCGGAAUAGUCCCGCUGCCGGGAUCGAGUCCAGUGCGCCCCGAAACGGGCACGGCCAUAGCCUCGCCCCAGAUACCACCCCAGGCGCCAGAGCAGCCGGAGCCCGAGCAGGCGCCACCACCACCACUGCCCACAGUGCGUCCCACACAGCAGCAGCCGCAGCAGCCGCAGCAGCCAUGGAAGCCGGUCUUCUAUCAGCCACCCACGGAGUCAGCGGCAGCCUCGCCCAACCGUCCAUCGAUCACGCUGCUGCCGCCCUACGGCAGUGCCCCCGCAGAGGGCUACCUACCGCCUGCCGGCUCCCAGCCAUCGGCCUUUGGCUCCUCCAGCGGUGGAGUGGGCAGCCAGGGAGGCAUCUUUGAUCAGCUGAGCGACGCGGAGCUGGAGCACAUCUUCGCCCAGGCCAAUCUUGCGCAGCAGCAACACCACGCCCGCACCCACUCCUACCACCACUACUGAGAGGAGGACGAAAAGGAGGAGGAGGAGGCGUGGCUUUUCUCUAGUGAUUUUUCGAAAUGUAUGUUUUUUUUGUUUUCG
Molecule: messenger RNA, 2352 nt
Organism: Drosophila miranda
Lineage: Eukaryota; Metazoa; Arthropoda; Insecta; Diptera; Drosophilidae
Product: extensin
Exons: 3
Coding region: 316-2274 (652 amino acids)
Source: RefSeq, a predicted model, not a curated record